AAAUUUUUCUAAUUGUGUCUAUCAAAAAUUCCAGGAAGUUUCUUCAGUUAGACAUGUAUAGUUUACACUUGCAGCCAUAGAAAGCAAGGUAAUGGGAACAGUUUAAAAUCAUGUCAAAAACUAUUCGUAGCUCCCUAUGCCUUCUUUUCAUUGUGAUUUCUAUAUUCAACCUAAUUCACUGGGGGAUUUCCCUAAACCGCAACAGGGUGAAAAUCAAGCAGUUAAACAAGGACACUGUGUUUGUGAGAAUUGGUAACGAGUAUUGUGGUCGUUUGAAAAAUAGGGCGUUAGAGACGAGAGAAGGAGACAUAUAUUGCGCGAGAUACAGAGAAAACAUUGAAUUUAUUCGGGGGGAAUAUUACACCACGGUUCUUUCGUCUAUACUUGGUAUACGAAACACACCAGACGUUUACAUUGAGCAGGUCAAACCAGAUGCCGAACUUUGGCUGCGCGUUUGGAAAAAUCUAGAAGCUGCUGGCUGGCGCCCACUCGCGGUUGUGUCCAUUACUCUUUUUAUCCCCGAUCUUCAGACGGUUGAGUUUCCGCCCUACCUAAAAGAUUGCAUCAACUGUAAAUUGGACAAGGAGUACAAUGAGGAGUUAACGCCCGAAGAAAGCAACUUUCUUACGCAGUGGAGUGACAUGAUUUUGCUUGAUUACGUCACUGGUGACGUAGACCGCGUCAUAGGUCACGUGCAUAACCUUAAAUGGGAUGAUCGUUCUUUUAACCGACCCGUGCAUAAUUUAAUGAAGGACCAAGAAGGUUCUCUAUAUUUCUUUGACAACGAAUCAGCUUUCGGACACAGCUACCGCUUGCUGGCGCGCUACCAGACUCUCCAUGACGUCACGCUUAAGCGGGUUUGUGUCUUUUCGAGAAGAACCAAAAAGAAACUGACAGAACUCGCCGAAAAAAGCGUUGACGUUUUAAAAGAAAAUUUCAGAGGCACCGAAUUGGUUCCACCGCUGCCCGAAAAAGAUAUUUUGACUUUAAAAACGAGAUUAUUAGAAGCUGACACACACGUUCGGUUAGGAUGCUCGUACAAUACGCCGUAUUUUCUCUACCCAACAUCAGAGUCAUAA
Ciona intestinalis (vase tunicate) is the source of this 1079-nucleotide messenger RNA. NCBI's taxonomy places the organism in Eukaryota, Metazoa, Chordata, Ascidiacea, Phlebobranchia, Cionidae. The record is from RefSeq and is a predicted model, not a curated record.